Paramuricea clavata is the source of this 4346-nucleotide messenger RNA. The record is from the annotation of a GenBank genome assembly. NCBI's taxonomy places the organism in Eukaryota, Metazoa, Cnidaria, Anthozoa, Malacalcyonacea, Plexauridae.
AUGUCUGGUGCUUGUUUUAUUAUUUUGUUUGGUCUCAGCUUUGUGUUGUUUCCAUGCCGAGGUAAGGGCAUUCCUUUUUUUAAGCCGGUUACAGACGAGCAAGUUUUCUAUGGCAAGUUUUUAGUGUAGCAAGUUUUAUAGUUGCUCGUCUGUAUACGCAAUUUUGACAUUUUUACUGUAACAAGUACACUCGAGCUAUUAUAGCACGCUAUAGCUUUUGAACAUGUGUACUUGUCACAGUAAAAAUUAGCAAAGUGCAAAUUUUGCUCGUCUGUAUGGGUCAAAGAAAACUUUUCAAAGCAAUCUGAGCAUGCGGUUGGUCAAAGAUCUAUUGCUAUAAUGGGUGAUAAUAGCUAUCGUGGAAGUCAGAAAACCAAAAACUUGUCAUAAAAAAUUUGUUGUACGUACACACAUACACUUGGCAAGUAAAAAUUGCCAUAUAAAAACUUGUCAUAGAAAAUGUGCUUGUGCAUGGCAACACUGAUUGGCUCACACAUAAUGAGUUUCAUUGUUUUUAAUUCUUUUCAAAACUUUUACCACGGAAUUAUAGAAUUAUAGAAUAUGGUAAGCUUUUGAUAAAAAUUGAAUUUUUUUUGUUGUUUAGGACAAAUUACAUCGCCACCUGAUGGGACCAGGUUUACUUUUUUAAAUGGAUCAACUGCGAAUAUAACUUGGUUAUUUAAAGGUGAUAUUUCUAAAGUGGAUUCUCGGGUUUGGUAUCUCACAAGUAGUGAUGGUUCAAUCAAUGCAAAACGACUUCCAAGAAUAAUUGAUGACGAGAAGCCUAGAAUAUAUGAAAGUGGCUUAUCUGGAGUUGGAAUAGUAAAGCCAGCAACCUUGGUUUUAAAAAAUGUUGAUCAAACUUAUGAUGGGACAUACCGGUUUAGCCUUGUAGCACCUAACGGUGGUGCAUCUGAUGUUUACGUCUUUAUUGCAAGUAAGUUUUGAUGAAGAAAACCUCAGCAUGAGUUUAUGCUUCCACGACCAUGGCAUAGGCCAAAUACAUGCAGUAAUUGAGACAAAUGUAAAAAUGUUUACUAUUAUUUCAAAUUUUAAAAUAUUGUCUACGUGUCAGUUGAGAAAAUUUGCAAUGUUGUGUCGUGCAUUUUUCGUCCGUAUGACUAUCGUGUAUUAUUAUACCUCAACUUCAAAGUAUCCAAUCAGAAAGCUAAGUUUGUGCCACGUGCGAGCAUGGAACUUAUCAUCGAAUCGCGCCUUACCUCAUCGUAUUUGACAUAUAGCGGGUGAUUUCAAUCAUCACACGGGGUGAAUUUAGCCUUUUCCCAAAACAGAUCACAUUGCAUUCUGGGAUCGUUCGGAGGGACAAAAUUUAUGGUAACAAGCGUCAAAUAUGUGAAAGAGUAGAAGUAUCUACUAUCAAAUAUCAACUUUUUACACGACCAAAUGAAAUAUCUCCUUUUUUACAUUAAUUUAAAUGUGUGCUGCCAUAUUUCUUGUCCCUCCAACAUUGGGAUUCGCGCGACUAGACCCAGGACUUUGAGAAAUGGUUUAAGAUGGCCGACAAAAUAUACUGAGGACAUGUAAAGACGGUAAUGUAAACAAACGCUUUGUUUACAUUUUGAACUCAGUGCAACAGUUGUAAAAUAUGAUUAGAUAUAUAUUAUGCUGAAUUUUUAACACUCUUCUGGUUCGCUACGCUUGUAAAUGAAUACAGAUUAGAGAUUCGAUUCAAGAAAGUUCGGGAGGUGGAAGGUGCGAAAUAUUAUUAAUAACAUUCCAAUGGUCGGGUCCCGACCAUUGGAAUGUAGGCCUGCGCAGAACGUAUGCGCAGAACGACAGCUAUUCAAAGACAGCUAUUUUUAAAAUUAUGAAGCAAAUUUUGAAAAAUGUUAUCAAUAUUCCAAAUGAUAUGUGAUUCGAAAUGAAAGUGACAAAUACUUGCGUUAAUAGAAAAUAAAACAUUGCAUCUACGAAGGUAUGUGGCCAGUUAUAUAUUCUCGACUUGGAGGCUUUUAAUUUUCGGUAUAAUAUAUCAUUUAUUGACACUCCGCUCGGGAGAUUCGGCGAAAUAUUACCCUCAGUGAUGAUAUUUCCCUUGGGGCAAAGCUGCUUGGGAAAUAUCAUCACUUCGGGUAAUAUUUCGCCGAAUCCCCCCUUGCUGGCUCGCUCCAGGUCUAUAAAUGAUAAUUAUUCUAUUAUCCCCAAUUCCAUGGCAUUCACAUUAAGAACAUCUGCAGUGAAAAGUUUUACUAUUAUAUUGAGCUGCGCUCUCACCCUACAAAGUGACUUUCUAAAAUAAACUCUUAUGUGGUUUCAUUACAUUCAGAGAAACCAACUGUGACAGUCAAUUGUACCAGUCCUACCAAACUAAUUGAAGAUGAUGACUUCACAUGUGUAUGUAGAGGUGAAAGUGGAAACCCUCCAGCCAAUGUAACUUGGUAUAAAGAUGGCGUCCAGAUUGGUGGAACAGCGAAAGAAGAACACACUUUAACUCUCAGUAACGUUGAUAACACAGCCAGUGGAACAUAUAAAUGUGUAGCCAAGAGCCACACUCUAACGGAUGAAAAAUUAAUUGAAAUAAUUGUUUGCUGUAAGUAGAAUUGUUUGAAUUUGGUCGAUUUUGCUGUUUGAGAAUAAAGAAAAAGCAACAGUGCAAUAUCAGAAAGUACAAUGAGUCUUUUAAACAUUUUUUACAGGCGCAGUUCCACCUACAGUAGUAAGUCUUAGGUCCACUCCAGAAAACGCCGUAUAUGGUAAAUCAGUCGUAAUAACGUGUGAGGCUAUAGCUAUUCCUUUACCAAGUUAUACCAUAAUCCAUAACGGUACUGAGAUUAGUACUAACAAGACGUAUAUUAUAACUGUUCUGGAAUACACUGAUGCUGGGUCAUAUAAAUGUAUUGCAACAAGUGUACUUGGAAAUAGUUCAAAGACCUUCAGUUUGUCUGUCGCAGGUAAUUAAUAACAUCAUAUACUAGAAAUACAUAGCCUACAUGCAUAAACCCCUCGCUUUGCCAGCAAGACCACUAUAUUUUUCAAACAUGAAGUAUUUGAAGCGAUUGUCAUGGUAACACCACAGAUUAAACAAUACAUACAUUAAUACAUAUAAUAUACUUACUCUGUGCAUGUGGCAUAACAUAUACGCAACGUCAGUUUUUUAAAGCGAACAAUACGUCAGUGACAGUGUAAAAAGCAAACUUACCUUGCGAUUUCCAGCAAUCUGAUAUUUCGUAUGAAACAAAAACAAAUAAACUGUUUGUCCCAUUAAAUAAUAUUAUUUAUUUUAUUUUUAUUUAGAUAUUUUAUUUUAUUUAUUUAUUCAUUUUGUCACAUAAAUAAAAAAUAUACAUUUACAUAGAAAUAUAAAAAUAACAUGUCGUUCAAGUUUUUUUUCAAAUCCCAAUUCCACUGAUCCAGUCCUGAAAAUCGCCAUACCUUUAGAUCAGUGGGAGGUCCACCCAUGAAACAGUGACGCGCCCGCAAUCAUUGAUGAAUUUUAAACUUCGCUAAUGCUUUCCUUUUCCCGGGUGUAAAUAGCGAGCGGAAUUAGUACCUUCGCCCCGGGCUUACGCCUGGAACGGCGCGAGGCUCGGGGACAAUAAUUUCUGUGAUUGCAUCACUUGUUAAUAAGUAAUAUAUACUGUAGUCAAGCUUAAAAUGUAACUAGGCAAAUCAGAGAGCAGACUCUUAACACUGUAUAAUUUCAUUCGCAGUAACACAAACAACGAAUUCUCCAACUACGAAGAAUUUCGGAACAGGUAAAAUUCUUUUUUCGUAAUAUAAUUCGUCCCCAGGCCCAAGCCGAGCUUAUGAAUAUAAUUCACCUAUAGAAAGUAUAAUUUUUGUUUUCUGUUUAACUUUUUUGAGACACCAACAAAGUAUAUAAACUAAUUGUGUAGAAAAUAGGUAAGCCCAUAUCUGUGACUGUGUCCGUCUCAUUUUUAUUUACAGGAAAAGCAGCUUCAAAAGAAUGUAAUCUCGGUGGAACUGAAUGGUAUAUCGUUGUGGUAUCAGUAGUGUCUGGGAUUAUUAUUGGAAUACUUCUUUCCAACAUUUUCUUAUGUUCUUGUCGUAAAUUUAGAAGUAGGAGACCUCAAUCAAACCCUGAACCACAGGAAAAUGAAGUUGAUACAACUUAUCAAGAGCUUGAUCUUUCAAAAAUGAACGCAGAAGAUAAUUAUCAAUCGUUGAGAAACAGAGGACCUCAAUCAACUCCUGAACCAAAGACAACUGAAGCUGAUACAACUUAUCAAGAGCUUGAUCUUUCAAAAAUGAACACAGAAGAUAAUUAUCAAUGGUUGAGAAACACGACACCUCAAUCAAACCCUGAACCAAAGACAACUGAAGCUGAUACAACUUAUCAAGACGGCUUGAUCUUUCAAAAAUGA